Molecule: messenger RNA, 2496 nt
Organism: Podospora pseudopauciseta
Lineage: Eukaryota; Fungi; Ascomycota; Sordariomycetes; Sordariales; Podosporaceae
Exons: 1
Coding region: 1-2496 (831 amino acids)
Biological process (GO): glycerophospholipid catabolic process
Cellular component (GO): cytosol
Molecular function (GO): A2-type glycerophospholipase activity
Source: RefSeq, a predicted model, not a curated record
AUGAUACCGCCACGCUCGGUACUACACAAAUGCCUUACGGGGAUUACAAGGCGGCGACCGCUAUUCAGCGUUACGACGACGACAAGAUCACCCAGGAGAGCACCGUUCAACGGCCGUCAUGGCUUCUUUACAAGCUCACGACAGGGGGCGGAACAAAAGGGGUCGUCAAAAGUGGGCAUCACCCGAACCGUUGGUUUAUCGACGACUUGCGCUUUGCUUGCUCUUUGGCUCUAUCCGCACGAAUCACUGACGCAGCUUACGAAGCCUUUCGGCUUAGUUGCCGACGAAAGGAGAACGUCGCCCGAUGGCGUGGAGAUCAAGGUUAUCAAGAGCACCGAGAAGGGCCGGCAAAAGGAGAAACGGGAAGAAGAGAGUGUCUGGGCUGGGAUUGCCAAAAGCUUGGAAGGAUUUCCUUCGAUUCCGGGCCCGCCCGAGAAUAUAACUGAUAUGGUUGUCGACUUAAUUUUGCCCGAGUGGACCAAGAGUUUGCCUGGGUUGAUGAGGAAGUUGCAGCGGGAGUUGGAGAUGGCACCGGGGUCGUUGGCGGCGGAGAUCUGGGACGAGGCAAGGGAUCCGUUUACGCACCCCGAGAUUGAGUGGGAGGCUAAAGUGAGAGUGUCGAAUGCGCUCUGUGAGGAGGAAAAGACUUUCUUGGAGAGGCGGAAGAAGGUUAUUGUGCCUGCACUGGCAAAAUACUUGGGAUUGAAAGAGGAGGAUAUACACCCCGAUGACGUCCCCACUGUGGCCAUUUGCGGCUCAGGAGGAGGUUUGAGAGCGUUGGUUGCUGGAACUGGGUCUUUCCUGGCGUCCACCGAGGACGGCUUGUUCGACUGUGUGACGUAUGCUUCGGGCGUGUCUGGGUCGUGCUGGCUUCAGUCCCUCUACUAUUCCUCAGUCACGGGCAACAGCUUUCAGCGAGCGAUCGACCAUCUCAAAGCACGCCUCGGCACCCAUAUUGCUGACCCCCCGGUGGCUUUCAACUCGUUGACUUCGGCGCCGACGAACAAAUAUCUGCUGAGCGGGAUUGUGGAAAAGUUCAAGGGGGAUCCAGCAGCGUCCUUCAGUCUUGUCGAUGUCUAUGGUAUACUGUUGGCGGCGAGGCUCCUUGUUCCCAAGGGCGAGUUGGAGGUCAAUGAGAAAGACUUCAAGCUGUCCAGCCAGCGGGAAUACGUCAGAUACGGCCAGAACCCACUACCCAUCUACACCGCCGUUCGUCACGAGAUUCCAGAAAUGGACGAGCAAGACGCCGACGGGAACCCGCCCGUUUCAGAAGAGGCCAAAGAACGUGCAAAGAAGGAAGCCUGGUUUCAGUGGUUCGAAAUAACACCCUACGAACUAUUCUGCGAGGAGUUUUCCGCUGGUAUUCCCACCUGGGCACUCGGCCGCAAGUUCAAAAACGGCUCUGACACUGGUCUCCGUCUGCCUGAAGUCCGUAUGCCUCUCCUCCUCGGCAUCUGGGGUAGCGCCUUUUGCGCGACUCUCAGCCACUACUACCGUGAAAUCCGCCCCAUCAUCCGCAGCAUCGUCGGUUUUGGCCCCAUCGACGGACUUAUCUGGAACAACCUCAACGAGGACCUUAGUAAGGUCCAUCCUAUCGACCCUGCCUCGAUGCCGAAUUUUGUGUAUGGCAUGCACGGCAAGUUACCGUCCACCGUUCCCGAAACCGUCUACGACAAUGAAAACAUCCAACUUAUGGAUGCGGGUAUGUCGAACAACCUGCCCAUUUAUCCGCUGUUGCGCCCGGGGAGGGAUGUAGACAUCAUCAUCUCUUUUGAUGCAUCAGCAGACAUCAAGACAGACAACUGGCUCUCGGUGGUGGAAGGGUACGCCAUGCAACGCGGGAUCAAAGGGUGGCCGUUGGGGAUUGGGUGGCCCAAGCCGGAAGCGUCGGCGAACGAAACAGCGAAGCAGCUCGACAAGGCGGAGAGUGCCUCUUCGCCGUCUGAAUCUCAAGAUCGCGUCGCGGACGCGAAGAUGGAGCAGGCAGCCCGUCAACAGCAGAUGCAAGAGGAUGACAGUUCCAGAAGGACCGAAGCGGAAAAACAUCAGCAGGCUUCGGACGAGUUGGGGUACUGCACGGUUUGGGUUGGGACCACGCAGGAGAGGAGUAGUGCUCCGCCGCCGCCGCCAAAGCCGAUUGAUGAUGAAAGUAGCUGGAGACUUAUGGAGCCGGACGCGGGGAUAGCGGUUGUUUACAUGCCGUUUUUGGCGAACGAGAAGAAGGUUCCCGGGGUAGAUCCGGCGGGGAGUGAGUACAUGAGCACGUGGAAUUUUGUGUACAGUCCGGAGGAUGUGGAGGGGGUGGUGAGGUUGGCGAGGGCGAAUUAUGAGGAAGGGAGGGGCCAGAUCAAGGCGACGGUGAGGGCUGUUUAUGAGAGGAAGAAGAGGAGGAGGGAGGAGCAUGCCAGGAGGGUGAAGGAGGAGGCGUGGAGGAGGGUGAUAAGGGGGGGCCGGGCUGGGAAGGUUGGGGUGGAGGGGGGGGAUCAGUUUAGUUAG